Megalobrama amblycephala (Wuchang bream) is the source of this 522-nucleotide messenger RNA. Its product is annotated as prostate stem cell antigen-like. The transcript has 4 exons. NCBI's taxonomy places the organism in Eukaryota, Metazoa, Chordata, Actinopteri, Cypriniformes, Xenocyprididae. The record is from RefSeq and is a predicted model, not a curated record. The coding region runs from base 22 to 360 and encodes 112 amino acids.
UCAUUCUGUUCCUGACACAAGAUGGAUCUGAGAGUGUCUGUUGUUCUUCUUUUCUUUUUUUUCACUGGAGGAAAUUCUCUCAAGUGUUACAAGUGCGGUUCUGAUUCGAAGAAUACCUGUGAAGCAAAAGAGCAAACAUGUCCAGCUGGAGUUUCUAAAUGUGGAAACAUUAUAAUGGAAAAAUCAAUUAGUAAAGGGUGUGCAGAGGAAUGUGAUCCAGGGACCAAAGACCUGCCAACUGGAGGGACAGUGUCUACCCACUGCUGUGACACUGAUCUCUGCAACGCAGCAGAUGGAGUGUUUAAGGGAAGCUUCCUCCUGCUCUUCUCUCCUCUGCUCUUCUACUUCCUGUUUCAGUGAGUCCAGAUUCAAGACUUCAGAUUCUACAGUGAAGAUCAGUGAAUAUGAGACACAUUCUGAUGCAUUACUAUAGUUCACUGAAUAAAGCUUGUUUGUUGCUCUGCUGUUCUUUGUAUCAUGAAUUGAGGAACUCAAAAAUAUGUAUUUUAAUAAACAAAUAUG